This is a messenger RNA of Morone saxatilis (striped sea-bass), 3178 nucleotides long. It is a transcript of the gene cnn1b, whose product is annotated as calponin 1, basic, smooth muscle, b. Bases 169 to 1065 code for a protein of 298 amino acids. NCBI's taxonomy places the organism in Eukaryota, Metazoa, Chordata, Actinopteri, Moronidae. Gene Ontology annotation, biological process: actomyosin structure organization. The record is from RefSeq and is a predicted model, not a curated record. Gene Ontology annotation, molecular function: actin binding. The transcript is spliced from 7 exons.
CUGCAGCGAUAAUAAUAAUAAUUAAAAAAAAAAAAAAAAAAGCAAUACACCCACGGAUUUGUUCGGGACUUUUCUGUGUGUUUCCCCUGCCUCGGACACAGAGCUGUAACCUGCUUCUCCAUUUUUAAAGCCCUCCUCAGCUCCACUGUAAAUAGACAAAACAACAGAAUGUCAACACAUUUCAGGAGCGGACCAGCCUUCGGACUUUCUGCCGAGGUCAAGAGUAAGCUUGCAGGGAAGUACGACCCCCAGAAGGAAGAGGAGCUGAAGCUGUGGAUCCAGGAUGUGACCGGCAAAAGGAUCGGGGACCACUUCAUGGAGAGCUUGAAGGAUGGAGUCGUGUUAUGCGAACUCAUUAAUGUUCUCCAGCCAGGUUCUGUGAGAAAGAUCAACACCUCCAGUCAAAACUGGCACCAGCUGGAAAACAUAGGGAAUUUCGUCCGUGCAAUCACAGAGUACGGCCUGAAGCCACAUGACCUUUUCGAAGCCAACGAUCUGUUUGAGAAUGUCAACCACACUCAGGUCCAGAGCACACUCAUCGCUCUGGCUGGAAUGGCCAAGUCCAAAGGUUUCCACUCCAAGUACGACAUGGGAGUGAAGUAUGCUGAGAAACAGCAGCGCCGCUUCGCUCCAGAGAAGCUCAGGGAGGGACGCAACAUCAUAGGCCUGCAGAUGGGCACCAACAAGCUUGCCAGCCAAAAGGGCAUGACCUCCUACGGCACACGACGCCAUCUGUAUGAUUCUAAAAUGGCCAUGGAAAACCCACUGGACCAGUCUACUAUCAGCCUACAGAUGGGCACCAACAAGGGAGCCAGCCAGGCUGGCAUGACCGCCCCAGGAACUAGGAGGCACAUCUUUGACAAGAAGCUGGAGCUGGAGAACUGUGACACCACCACCAUCUCUCUGCAGAUGGGCACAAACAAAGUGGCCUCUCAGCAGGGCAUGACCACCUACGGUCUGCCCCGCCAGGUCUACGACAACAAGUACUGCAGCAACCCCACCGAGGCCUACUAUAACAACGGGAGCGAGGUGGAGUUUGAUGGCUACAACCAGUACUCUGACUAAACCACGGACAGCCUCACCCCCUCCCUCCUCUUUGCUUAACUCCAGACAACCAACCGCGACUGUCUUUGUGACGAGCAAACCUUCCAGACUGUUAUUUAACACUGAUCGACAUCAUUGUCGUCUUCGUUCCCCGGCUUUUUCUAAACAUACUUUUACUCUUAGGAAUUUAUUGUUUGUGUUUCCAUGAGUAAAAUAAAAUAAAAUGGCGUUUACACUGACCUUAUGUCAAAAAUUUCUAGCAGUGGCCAACUUCUGUGUCUCAUCUCUUUGAUGAAUCUUAUUACCGCUAAAAAGACCCAGAACACACUUAAUGACUAUUGCUAUUUAUAGAUUUUUUUUUUUUUACAGCUUUUUAUACUUGCAUUGUAGAGAUUUGUAUCUGUUUAUACCCCUCGCCUCACCUCCCUACCCUUCCAGUCCAGUUUGAAAACUGUCAACACAACAACAGAAUUUGAAAGUCCUGUGAAAGGAAACAAGUGACCGUGUUGGUGCUAUUGAACUUUGACCCAGUUGGAACGGAGUCCACAUCCACAUUGGAGCUCCGCCGGCUCUGGGAUUCAACUCCUCGGGAUUGACACAGAAGUUCCAGGUUUAGAGGCUGACCGGGGGCGGACGAUGCAGGAGGACUUGUAGUUUUGUGCAGACAUUGCUUUGUUUUGUGAGCACCUGCGCUGACAAAUAUGUCAUGUUCACGAGCCUGCCAAAUUACCCUUCACGCCAUUUUACGGGGCUGAUUUUAGAAUGUUUUUUUGAGACAGUAUUUAGAAAAAGUAGAGAGGUCUAUCAGACAAUGCUUUUUAUAAAGAGCAAAUAUAGGUGAUACAUUGUGAUAUCUAGUUUGAAGUUGGGGUAAACUUAGUCACCGGUAGUUUUUGUCCUGUUGUUUUUUCUUCCCUCCUUGUGCAAACAUUUUGCCUUAAGCCUCAUUGACCUUUGGCUUCAGUGCUGUUACUCUAUUCGCACUUUACCUGUCUUCACCUUGUGUGCAGUAAACAGUGGUAGGAUGUAAGUACAUUUAUUCAGAUACUGUAAAAUAGAAACGUAUGGUACUUUACUUGAGUGUUCCCAUUUGGUGUCACUUAAUACUUCAACUGCACUGCAAUUCAGAUCUGAAUAAUGUACUUUUCACUCAACUACAGUUAUAGUUACUUUAUAAAAUAAGGAUUUUACAUACAAACAAGUUUCUAAAAUAUGUUGCAAGUAUUAAUAAUAUAACCCUCACAGGGGCCUUUGUCUGCAUUCAGUAUUUUAGUUUUCAUACCAUAAAGUACAUUUAGCUAAUAAUGCUUAUGUACUUUUACUUAACAGUUCAAAUGCAGGAUUUAAGAGUUUUUUUACCUUUGUUUUGCUAAUUUCACUCAAGCUAAGUAUCUGAGUACUUCAUCCACCGCUGUCAGUAAAUGGCAAUAUCAAAGUAGACUCUGGCACUUGCUGGUAAUUGCUAACUGAAUAAUGCUAAAUGUAGAGAUGAGAUUCUCGUUUUGAAAUAUCCGUGUCAUGCUGUUAACCCACCGAAUGUCUUGAAUGUAAUGUUAUUGUAAGGUCAGAGGUGUCACUAGCUGUUACACGAUUCACUUUCAGCACAUAAGAAGGCAGAAAUGUUCAUUUUCAAAGUUAUAGACAGACCUGUGAUCUAAUGUUACACAUCAAAAAAUCUGCAUUUCUUUGUAAAAUAUGUAGAUGUACUGGUUUUAUGGUCAGAAUUAUCUGUUGAAUGAGCCUAAGGUUUGUGUUCAUGUGCUGAAUGGCUCAAUAGAUUGGAGCCCUUGAACUUUUCAUUGUUAUUCAGCAGCCAUGAUUUAGACCAUGCAGCAGUGUGCCAUCUAGUGGGGGAAAAGCACAUGUACGUUUAAUUCAUUUUUUAAAUCCAUGAAUCAUCUAAAUGUUUUAUUCAGUCAAAUAUUGGAAUGUUUUUUUUAUUUUUAACAGCACUUUCAUUUAUUAUAAUUUCUUCCCUGUGUUAUCCAGAAUGGCAACAAUGAGUAUAGGAACAUUUCACCUUAAUGUGUUGGCUUUGUUUCAACAUUGUUCAAUCUUUGCUAACCUCUUGAUUUCUUUUUCUAUAUGCAUUUCACUUAACAUGACAUUUGUGCAAUAAAAAACACUUGAAAAA